CAAAUUUUCAUUCCCGUGCUGCAAACUACCUCCGAUUUCCUUGUGAAGAAAAAAAUGGAGUUCAUGGACGUUUUCGUCGUUGGUUUGGCACUUAUUUUAAUCCGUCUGUGGUGGCGGCGUUGGUCGGUCACUGGUUGCAAACGUAAGAACCUUCCCCCCGGACCGCCUGGUUGGCCGUUAGUUGGAAAUUUGAUUCAGAUCAUCCUUCAACGUCGACAUUACGUCUUCAUAGUCGGCGAGUUACGUAAAUUGUACGGAUCGAUCUUCACCUUGCAAAUGGGGCAACGUACCAUGGUGAUCGUUACGGAUUCCAAACUCAUCCAUGAAGCCCUGGUUCAGAAAGGCCCUGCUUUCGCUUCCCGACCACCGGACUCGCCGAUUCGGCUCGUGUUUAGUGUCGGUAAAUGUGCUAUCAACUCCGCCGAGUACGGACCUCUAUGGCGAACCCUACGGAAGAAUAUGGUCACCGAGCUGAUUACCCCUACGAGAGUGAAGCAAUGCGGUUGGAUCCGAAAAUGGGCGAUUGAAAACCACAUGGAGAGGAUCAAAAGCGAGUGUUUUGAGAAAGGGUUCGUUGAGGUAAUGAGCAAUUGCAGGCUCACUAUAUGUAGCAUCUUAAUUUGUUUAUGCUUUGGUGCAAAGGUCUCCGAGGAACGUAUCAAGAAAAUCGAGAGCAUACUCAAAGAUGUAAUGCUUGUAACCUCGCCGCAGCUACCGGAUUUCUUGCCGAUCCUUACGCCGUUGUUUCGACGGCAAAUGAAAGAAGCUAAAGCAUUGAGAAAGAGGCAAAUUGAGUGCUUGGCUCCUUUGAUAAAUAACCGAAGAGCUUUCGUCGAGAAAGGCGAAAACCCUAACCAAGAAAUGGUGAGUCCGAUCGGUGCAGCCUAUAUCGACUCACUCUUCGGACUUGAGCCAGCAACCCGAGGUCCAUUGGGGGAAGAAGAGUACGUUACUCUAUGUUCUGAGGUGAUCAGUGCCGGUACCGAUACGAGUACGACAACUGUUGAAUGGGCAAUGCUUAACUUGGUAAUGUACCAAGACAUCCAAGAGAAACUUUACCAAGAGAUUGUGGACUGUGUAGGGAAAGAUGGAGAUAUCAAAGAAGAAGACAUAGAGAAAAUGCCUUAUCUUGAAGCCGUCGUCAAAGAAACGCUCCGGCGACAUCCUCCGGGGCAUUUCUUACUAUCUCAUGCAGUUAUAAAAGACACCGAGCUAGGUGGCUACACAAUUCCAGCAGGGGUUCACGUUGAGUUCUACACAGCAUGGAUUACCGAGAAUCCGGAUAUAUGGUCGGAUCCAGGUAAGUUCCGACCCGAGAGGUUCUUGCAGGGUGACGGGGUCGGCGUGGACGUCACCGGGACUCGCGCGGUGAAGAUGGUGCCGUUCGGAGCAGGGAGACGGAUUUGCCCGGCUUGGAAUCUAGGGAUUUUGCACAUCAAUCUGUUGAUAGCAAAGAUGGUUCAAGCUUUUAAGUGGAUUCCGGUUCCGGAUGCUCCACCCGAUUUAACCGAGACUUAUUCUUUCACUGUUGUGAUGAAGAACCCUCUCAAGGCUGUGAUAUUGCCUCGGUAAGAAUUAAAAUUGAAACCCUAAUUAGACUAUAUAUAUAUAUAUAUAUAUAUAUAUACUUUACAUAUUUUACUUCAAUAAUACAUUUGGCAUGUUUUGUUUCUUUGUUUGAGUGCUUAAUUAUGUAUUUCAAGCAUUUAAUUUA
This is a messenger RNA of Hibiscus syriacus, 1714 nucleotides long. RefSeq names its product cytochrome P450 77A4-like. The transcript has a single exon. Gene Ontology annotation, molecular function: oxidoreductase activity, acting on paired donors, with incorporation or reduction of molecular oxygen, NAD(P)H as one donor, and incorporation of one atom of oxygen; iron ion binding; heme binding. NCBI's taxonomy places the organism in Eukaryota, Viridiplantae, Streptophyta, Magnoliopsida, Malvales, Malvaceae. Gene Ontology annotation, cellular component: membrane. The coding region runs from base 55 to 1572 and encodes 505 amino acids. The record is from RefSeq and is a predicted model, not a curated record.